AUGCCUUUCGGGACGGCAUAUGGGUAUGCGCUCCUCCUGGCCGCCUCGUCGUCGGCAACCGCUGCCGCCGCCGCCACUGCCGGCGCAGUCCCGCUCACCAUCACCGAAACCUCUCCAAUCUCUGCAGACGGUGUGCCACGGCUGCUGGCGCGCCUUCCGGGCGUGGAGCUGCUGCCCAUGCGCCCAAAGAAGAACUCGAAACCAGCACCUCCCACGACGGACCAGAUCACAGUGAUCAUCAACUCCACGACCACAUAUCAGACAAUCCUCGGCUUUGGCGGGGCCUUCACAGAGGCUGCAGCGCACAACUGGAUUCGCCUCAGUCCCCGCGACCGUGCCGAGGUGAUGCGACUUUACUUUGCCAAGCCUUCCGAGGGUGGGCAUGGGUACACGCUCGGUCGGGUCCCCAUCAAUAGCUGCGACUUCUCAGUCCGCCCCUACACCUUCGACGAGGUCGCAGGCGACCGUGAAUUGGAGCAUUUUGACACCACCGUGUCUCACGACGUAGCCAAUGGCAUUGUGCCCAUGAUUCAGGCCGCACAGCGUGAGGUUGCGCAGCGCGGCGGAGGAGCUCUGACUAUGUUUGCCUCUCCGUGGUCGCCUCCGGCGUGGAUGAAAAUUCCACUCCUCCCUCCCACGGGCGCUCGGGGGCCGGCGCCCUCUGGGAUCUCGAUUGCGCGCUGUCUGGGCCCCUGGGCAAAGUACUUUUCGCUCUGGAUCGAUGCGUACCAGCGGCACGGCAUCCGAAUCUGGGCCGUGACGAUUCAGAACGAGCCCAUGGCUGCCGUCGGUUGGGAGUCGUGCCUUUGGAGUGCCAACAAUUCGGCAGCGUUUGUGCGGGACCAUCUCGGGCCGGUGCUCGCUCGAGAGCAGCCCGGAGUGUUGAUCAUAGGCUACGAUCACAACAAGGACAAGGUCGCGAAGUGGGCAAAGGCGCUAUACGAGGACCCGCUAGCAGCGCAGUAUGUGGCAGGCGUGGCGGUGCACUGGUAUGGCGGCCUCAAGACAGAGAGCCUCGACGAGACGCACGCCCUCGCGCCCGGCAAAUUUAUCCUUGCGUCUGAGGCCUGCAACUGCGGCGGCGUGGUCUUUGAGCAACCGGACGCUCGGCGGUGGUGGGCGAGGGCCGAGGAUCUCGCCCUCGAUAUUCUUGUGGACCUGCUCCACUGGGCCGUUGGAUGGACGGACUGGAACCUGAUACUCGACAUCACCGGCGGCCCAAAUCACGCUCACAACCUCUGCGACGCGAAUAUCAUUGCCGACCCGCCCAAUGCGCGCGGCCAUGGAACUCUGACGCUGCAGGCCAGCUUCUACUUUCAGGGGCACUUCUCUCGGUUCAUUCCACCCGGCUCGAUCCGC
Emiliania huxleyi CCMP1516 is the source of this 1359-nucleotide messenger RNA. RefSeq lists its product as hypothetical. Gene Ontology annotation, biological process: glucosylceramide catabolic process. The record is from RefSeq and is a predicted model, not a curated record. Gene Ontology annotation, molecular function: glucosylceramidase activity. The annotation marks the transcript as partial. The transcript is spliced from 2 exons. Lineage: Eukaryota; Haptophyta; Isochrysidales; Noelaerhabdaceae.